AUCCCAUUACUCCUGCAAACACCAACAUAAAAGUUAGUUUGCAGCCAACAAACCUUCGGAGACUGGGACUUUCACUGGAGAUUUUACAGGAAUGGAGGACAUCGAUAGAUGUGAGGAGGAGCUUAUUGAGUAUGCCAUUCGAGAGAGUAUUCGAGACUUAUCAAUAGACAGCAUGCCAACAGUCAGUGGUGACUAUCUGAGGAUAGUGACUGCCAUCGAGCAAGGUGAUGUGUAUACCCUGCAGGAGCUGUCUGGGUUGCAGGCUUUCACAGAGAGGGACAGCAGAGGGUGGCUUCCCCUACACAGAGCCGUCGUGCAGUCCCAGGAACAGGUCUUGGAUCAGGUCCUGCUGGCUUCCUGUGAUGGGACUGUGGAUGAUGUGACUGCAGGCGGGGACACAGCGUUGAUUCUGGCUGCUCAGGAGGGUCUGCUGGAGAAUGUCAGGACUCUACUGCGGCAUGGAGCGUCUCCACACAAAACCAACAGCCUGAAUGAGUCCCCAUUGCUGCUUGCGGUGAGACAGGGAUCAUAUGACAUGGUGUCCACUCUGAUCAAUUGUGGGGCCUUCGUGGAACAGGUGUGUCUGAAGAAGUGGAUGGCCAUUCACGAGGCAGCCAAGGUGGGCUGCAGUGCCAUCCUGGUGCUCCUGCUAAGACAUGGGGCUAAGGUGACAGCUGUAGAUGGGCACAAUGUCACCCCGCUGGGCAUCGCAGCAGAGUACGCCCAUGCAGAGGUCCUGGAUAUACUCAUAAAGAACGGUGGCGACGUGAACGCCCAGGCAUAUAACGGAGACACUGUUCUUUACGAUGCAGCCGGCUCAGGGAACCUGGACUGCAUAUACCUCCUCCUGCAAGCUGGAGCCAACCCUAACAUUGCCAGUCUGGCCUGCCAGCUGCCCAUACACAGAGCCGCCUAUGAGGGACACAUCCUUGCUCUGAGGACCUUCAUCCCCAUCACCACUAAGAGAGCCAUCCGUCUGUCAGGCCAGAGCCCAGUCCACUCUGCAGCAGAUGGCGGCCAUGUUGACUGUCUGGAGAUGCUCAUAGAGAAAGGUUUCGAUGUCAACGCUCAGCUGGACGUACACAUCUCAGAGAGCUAUGGGGACAUGAGGCGGAGUCCGCUCUACUUCGCCGUAUCCAACAGUGAUAUCACCUGCACAGAGAUGCUGCUGGCCGCCGGGGCCAAAACUGACCUGGACCCGCUACGCUGCUUCCUUGUGGCUGUACGCGCUGGGAGGUAUGAGCUGGUGCGUCUGCUAUUGUCCAGGGGUGCCGAAGUCAACUGCUACUUCAGAUUGAUCAGUGACACACUGUUUCCCACCGCGUUGCAGUACUGUCUCAGAGAUCACAUGAUUCUGCGCCUGCUGCUCAACAACGGCUACGACAUAGAGAAGUGCUUCCUGUGUAACCACGGCAACGGACAGGAUAUGGACUGCGACUCCAGGGUCGACUACCAACAUAACCAUAGAAGAACUUUAUUUUAUAACCAGGACUACAGAGCCUCAUUCUGUGAAAUCAUCUCCCUGUCGUCGGUGGUCAACCUGGCGGGGAGUGUGGUACGGAUGCUUCUGGACUACGUCAGACACCCACGUAUCUGCCCCAACCUCCUACGGGUCCUGGAGAAACAGAAAGAGUGGACAGACAUCUGUGACAUUCUGGACAACCCUCGGUCCCUGCAGCACCAAUGUCGUUUGGUCAUUAGGAGACAGAUGACCCCUAGAAGACUGAAUGACCCACAGGUCAUGGCUACCGUCCCGUUUCCCCCGACACUCAAACACUACCUCACCUACAGGGCGUACGACGAGUAUGGUGGGUUGGAAGCCUCACACUCAUAACUGGAUCAAUGAAAACAUAUUUAGAAGAACAAAAAGUGAUCCUGUUCUGUGCAUAACUGAUCAAUCACAUUAUGCUCUUUCUCGUGAAUAAUGCAUCAGCUCAUAUACUUAUGCUUAUAUGAAGUAUGGCAAGUGUUCUUGUGAUGUAAUGUUUGUAAUAACUACAAUUCUUUUCACACUGAUUCAUGUUCUCUGAAUUGUGUCAAUUGUCCAUAUCAUAGUACUGCUACUUCUACUAGACUGCAUACAUUAGACCGCACAGCUGUGCAGCAUUUUACAGUGCAUGUAGUGUGAUGUACUCUUCAAGAUCUCCCCUUGGGAAAAGCAGGUCAGGUCUAAAAAAAUAACUCUCUGAGAGCUCAUUCAGUUUAUAAGUAGGGCUAAACACUCACGGGACACUGGUCUGAAUGACUCAGCUGCAAUGGACUGUUGACUUUUACAGUGACCCUGACACCUACCUUUAAAUCUAGAGAGACCUAGAUCUAGACAACAGCUCAUCCAUAUUAUACCCUCAAAGUUCUGGGAGCUAGUUGUGUUGUCACUAGCCCCGUGACUGGUGCUAACAUGCAUUAUUUGUCCUGAUCUUGUCCACAUUCUGAUUGUGCCCACAUUUUUAGACAGGUGUAGAAGAUUAAAAGAUGCAUUGUGAUCUGAUUGUGAUCAGAUUUCCCUGACAACCUCCAGAGGUAGUUAGGCUUGCAAGUGUAGACAGAUCUGGACAGUGAAACCAUUUAAAUCAUAAUUAUCCAGCACUCUAAAAUCCUUGACAAGUUGGAGCAUUGACUUAUGGAAUCAAUAUGAGUCUUAAAAUAAAUAAAUACACAUAAUUUUUGAAAGAAUGUCUGAAAAUGUGACUGUUGACAAGAUCAGGACAAGAUGCAUGUUUGCAGCAGGUAUAAACAAGGCUUCUGAGACCUGUUGGGUGGACAACAAACCAGAAUCAAUGAGUUAGCCAGCUAACUUUGAUAAACAAUCACAAAUAACUAUUAAUUUUUAAGCUUAUUUCAAGCUUAUUUAAAAAAAGAAAAAAAGAAGAAAAAGUUAUUUCAGAAUAUUUAGGAGUUAGCUGGCUAACUCAAUGAUCCUGCUUUGUAGUACAACCCUCAGCUCAACUCUUCCUGGAACACACAGAGCUUAUGAGGCAAAUCUCGUAACAUGUUAGGAUUUCAGCCAUUUUCCCAAAGCAAAGUUGAGUAACCCUAAAACACCAUUGGGUGGCAAUGUUACAAUCGGCGUCCACGCAUAAGACUGUAGUCCUAUGCACUGUGCAGUGCCUGGUAUCCUCCACUCCAACCAAGCCUUGGGCCUUUACAGUAGCAGAACAACAAUUGCUGUAUUCAGAUCAUAUCAUGAAAUGUUUAAACUGAAGAACACCCCAGUUAACUGACUGAACCAAAUGUGGGUUCUGCUGUUGUGAAGGCACAGCUAGACUAGAGUAGCAUGGUCCAAUGUAGAAUUAGGUUGAGAGAGUUCUAGCGUUGCCAGACUGUUGUUGUUAUCUGAACAGCAGCAUUCCUGCCCUGUCAACACCAGCCUACCGCUCAUCGAGACACAGUGGAGUGGACACUGUAUUCCUACCCACUAGUCAUAUCAUAGACCAGGGCUCUCCAACCCUAUUCCUGGAGAGCUAAUUUCCUGGAGGCUUUUGCUCUAAUCCCCGUUUUAUCUAAAGCUAACUUCCUGGAGGAUUUUGCUCUAAUCCCUGUUUUAUCUAAAGCUAACUUCCUGGAGGCUCUUGCUCUAAUCCCUGUUUUAUCUAAAACUAACUUCCUGGAGGAUUUUGCUCUAAUCCCCGUUUUAUCUAAAACUAACUUCCUGGAGGAUUUGUCUCUAAUCCCUGUUUUAUCUAAAGCUAACGUCCUGGAGGAUUUGUCUCUAAUCCCUGUUUUAUCUAAAGCUAACUUCCUGGAGGAUUUGUCUCUAAUCCCUGUUUUAUCUAAAGCUAACUUCCUGGAGGAUUUGUCUCUAAUCCCUGUUUUAUCUAAAGCUAACUUCCUGGAGGAUUUUGCUCUAAUCCCUGUUUCAUCUAAAGCUAACUUCCUGGAGGAUUUUGCUCUAAUCCCUGUUUCAUCUAAAGCUAACUUCCUGGAGGAUUUUGCUCUAAUCCCUGUUUUAUCUAACCUGAUUCACCAGCUGAUUAUUAGAAUCAUGUGAGCUAGAUUUGUUAUUUGUUAUUUUAUUAGGAUCCCCAAUAGCUGUUGUGAAAGCAGCAGCUACUCCUCCUGGGGUCCACACAAAACAUGAAACAUGACAUAACAUUAAUAAACAGCUCAAGGUCAGAACUACAUGCAUUUUAAAAAUGGCAAACAUACUGUAGCCUGACACAUCAAUACAUACACACAAAAUAUCUAGGUCAAAUAGGGGAGAGGCGUUGUGCUGUGAGGUGUUGCUUUAUCUGUUUUUUGAAACAAGGUUUGCUGUUCAUUUGAGCAAUAUGAGAUGGAAAGCAGUUCCGUGCAAUAAUGGUUCCCUAUAAUUCUGUACGCUUUCUUGAAUUUGUUCUGGAUUUGGGGACUGUGAAAAGACCCCCGGUGGCAUGUCUGGUGGGGUAAGUGUGUGUCAGAGCUGUGUGUAAGUUGACAACGCAAACCAUUUGGAAUUUUCAACCAUGUUUCUUAUAAAAAUAAGUGAUGCAGUCAGUCUCUCCUCAACUCUUAGCCAAGAAGAGCAAGAUGUGCCGCUCUAUUCAGGGCCAAAGGCAGCUUAUUACCUAGGUAUUUUGCAGCACUUGACCACAUGACUGGACAAUAAUCAGGAGAAGACAAAACUUGACUCUGCAGGACUUGCUUUUUGGAAUAUGGUGUCAAAAAAGCAGAGCAUCACUUUAUUACGGCCAGACCUCUCCCCAUCGUUACAACCAUUGAAUCUACAUGU
Messenger RNA from Oncorhynchus kisutch (coho salmon), 4708 nucleotides. Its product is annotated as ankyrin repeat and SOCS box protein 15. Gene Ontology annotation, molecular function: protein binding. Lineage: Eukaryota; Metazoa; Chordata; Actinopteri; Salmoniformes; Salmonidae. The record is from RefSeq and is a predicted model, not a curated record. Gene Ontology annotation, biological process: intracellular signal transduction. The transcript has 13 exons. Bases 92 to 1834 code for a protein of 580 amino acids.